Urocitellus parryii (Arctic ground squirrel) is the source of this 3545-nucleotide messenger RNA. It is a transcript of the gene Copb2, whose product is annotated as coat protein complex I subunit beta 2. NCBI's taxonomy places the organism in Eukaryota, Metazoa, Chordata, Mammalia, Rodentia, Sciuridae. Gene Ontology annotation, cellular component: COPI vesicle coat. Gene Ontology annotation, biological process: intra-Golgi vesicle-mediated transport; intracellular protein transport; retrograde vesicle-mediated transport, Golgi to endoplasmic reticulum. The record is from RefSeq and is a predicted model, not a curated record. Gene Ontology annotation, molecular function: structural molecule activity; protein binding.
CGCGAGAAUCAUUUCCCGGAAGUUCCACGUCAGUCAGUCGGCCGGUCUGUGGGUCGGUGGGUUUCUCAGGCCCUUUGCCGCCGGGAUCAAGUGAGUUCCCGGGCUCGGACUGACGGAGCCAUGCCUCUCCGACUUGAUAUCAAGAGAAAGCUAACCGCUAGAUCCGAUCGAGUUAAGAGUGUGGAUUUGCAUCCUACAGAGCCAUGGAUGUUGGCAAGUCUGUACAAUGGCAGUGUGUGUGUUUGGAAUCAUGAAACACAGACACUGGUGAAGACAUUUGAAGUGUGUGAUCUUCCUGUUCGAGCUGCAAAGUUUGUUGCAAGAAAGAAUUGGGUUGUGACGGGAGCAGAUGACAUGCAGAUUAGAGUGUUCAAUUACAAUACUCUGGAGAGAGUUCAUAUGUUUGAAGCACACUCAGACUACAUUCGCUGUAUUGCUGUUCACCCAACCCAGCCUUUCAUUCUGACUAGCAGUGAUGACAUGCUUAUUAAGCUCUGGGACUGGGAUAAAAAAUGGUCUUGUUCCCAAGUGUUUGAAGGACACACACAUUAUGUUAUGCAGAUUGUGAUCAACCCCAAAGAUAACAAUCAGUUUGCCAGCGCAUCUCUGGACAGGACCAUCAAGGUGUGGCAGCUGGGCUCUUCAUCACCAAACUUCACUCUGGAGGGACAUGAGAAAGGUGUGAAUUGCAUUGAUUACUACAGUGGUGGUGACAAACCAUACCUCAUCUCAGGUGCAGAUGACCGUCUUGUUAAAAUAUGGGAUUACCAGAAUAAAACAUGUGUGCAGACACUGGAGGGACAUGCCCAAAAUGUGUCUUGUGCCAGUUUUCAUCCUGAGUUGCCAAUCAUCAUCACAGGUUCAGAAGAUGGAACAGUCCGAAUUUGGCAUUCAAGCACCUAUCGUCUUGAGAGCACUUUGAAUUAUGGAAUGGAGCGGGUGUGGUGUGUGGCCAGUCUGAGAGGGUCCAACAAUGUGGCUCUGGGCUAUGAUGAAGGGAGCAUCAUUGUUAAGCUUGGUCGGGAGGAACCUGCCAUGUCCAUGGAUGCCAAUGGGAAGAUAAUUUGGGCCAAGCAUUCAGAAGUCCAGCAGGCCAAUCUAAAAGCAAUGGGAGAUGCUGAAAUUAAAGAUGGAGAAAGAUUGCCACUGGCAGUAAAGGAUAUGGGCAGUUGUGAAAUAUACCCUCAGACUAUUCAGCACAAUCCCAAUGGGCGGUUUGUUGUGGUGUGUGGUGAUGGAGAGUAUAUCAUCUACACAGCAAUGGCCUUGAGAAACAAGAGCUUUGGUUCUGCCCAGGAGUUUGCAUGGGCUCAUGAUUCUUCUGAAUAUGCAAUAAGAGAGAGCAACAGUGUUGUGAAGAUAUUUAAGAACUUUAAGGAAAAAAAAUCAUUUAAACCAGAUUUUGGAGCUGAAAGUAUCUACGGAGGCUUCUUAUUGGGAGUCAGGUCUGUAAAUGGCUUGGCUUUCUAUGACUGGGACAACACGGAACUCAUCCGCAGAAUUGAAAUUCAGCCCAAACACAUUUUCUGGUCUGAUUCAGGAGAGCUCGUCUGUAUUGCCACUGAGGAAUCAUUUUUUAUCCUUAAAUAUCUGUCAGAAAAAGUCUUGGCUGCACAGGAAACGCAUGAGGGAGUUACUGAAGAUGGCAUUGAAGAUGCCUUUGAGGUUCUUGGUGAAAUUCAGGAAAUUGUGAAAACAGGCCUGUGGGUAGGCGACUGCUUCAUUUACACAAGUUCUGUGAACAGAUUAAAUUAUUAUGUUGGAGGAGAAAUAGUCACCAUUGCCCACUUGGACAGGACAAUGUAUCUCCUGGGCUAUAUUCCUAAAGACAAUAGGCUUUAUCUGGGUGACAAAGAGUUGAAUAUUGUUAGCUACUCCCUGCUGGUUUCAGUCCUGGAAUACCAGACCGCUGUCAUGAGGAGGGAUUUUGGCAUGGCGGAUAAGGUCCUUCCUACCAUUCCAAAAGAACAGCGGACCAGAGUAGCACACUUUUUGGAAAAACAGGGCUUCAAACAGCAAGCUCUUACAGUAUCCACAGAUCCUGAACAUCGUUUUGAGCUUGCUCUUCAACUUGGAGAGUUGAAAAUUGCAUACCAGUUAGCAGUGGAGGCAGAGUCAGAACAGAAGUGGAAACAACUUGCUGAACUUGCCAUCAGUAAAUGCCAGUUUGGCCUCGCCCAGGAGUGUCUGCACCAUGCCCAGGAUUACGGAGGUCUGCUGCUUUUAGCCACUGCUUCUGGAAAUGCUAGUAUGGUGAACAAGCUUGCAGAGGGUGCAGAGAGAGAUGGCAAAAAUAAUGUGGCAUUCAUGAGCUACUUUUUACAGGGAAAGCUCGAUGCUUGCCUUGAGCUCUUGAUCAGAACCGGACGACUGCCAGAAGCUGCCUUCCUGGCCCGAACUUACCUACCCAGUCAGGUUUCAAGGGUAGUGAAACUCUGGAGAGAGAAUCUCUCAAAAGUCAAUCAGAAAGCAGCGGAAUCCCUUGCUGACCCAACAGAGUAUGAAAACCUUUUCCCAGGAUUAAAAGAAGCCUUUGUUGUUGAAGAGUGGGUGAAGGAAACACAUGCUGAUCUGUGGCCAGCCAAACAGUACCCCCUAGUCACGCCAAAUGAAGAAAGAAAUGUCAUGGAAGAGGCAAAAGGCUUUCACCCCUCAAGAUCUGUAGCUAAGCAGGACCUUGAUGAGAAACCCCCAUCUCCGACUCCAGUUAUCGUGGCCUCCCAAACAGCCAACAAAGAAAAAGAAAAGAGCUUACUCGAACUAGAAGUAGAUUUGGACAAUCUGGAAUUAGAAGAUAUUGACACUACGGAUAUUAAUCUGGAUGAAGAUAUCCUGGACGACUGAAUUGUAGUUUUCCAUUUAUUUGACUAAACAAAUCAUUAUUAUGUAUAGAUAUUGAUCAUCACCCUGACCACAGUGCUUGGAAGGAAAUAUGAAAAAUUUCUUAGGUUUUUAUAUAUAAAUGCUGUGGACCAACAGGAGCACAUGGCCUCCUUUUCUUAGGAGGAGUUCAUGUGCAGUUUAAAUCAGUGUUUUCUUCAUUGAUUAAAACAGACUUGGGCUUUGAUUUUUCUCAUAUUGUCAUUAAAAUCCUUUGAAUUAAUGAGAAUACUUCCAUUUCCUUUCUGAAUAAUAAAAAGAGACUUCUAGUUGUAGAAGGCCGAGUCAAAAUCACACCUCACCCAAGGGUCAGCCCUGCAUUCUCUUUUCUUUGUAUAACUAAAUCUGCAUUUUGCAAACRUCAUCAUAGUUUUCUAGAACUGGACAUCUAUGUACUUUUCUUGAUGUCCUUAUAACACUGUCUUCUGUUGUGUAACAUGGCUGACAAGAGCUCUUCCUGAUUUUGUCCAGUAAUACCCAUUUCCAGAAUUGGUCUAAAACCCCUGUUCCUCUGGCCUCAGUAAGCUGGGCUCUACCUGCAUUAACUGUUGGCUUAUUUGGUGUCAAAGGCCUGGUACUCUUUUAAAAUACUGUGUACUCAUCUACCAUAAUUAGAGAAAUUCAUAAUCAGGCAGUCAAAUAUAUUCUUCAUUUAUCAGAUUGAA